CCCAGCGCCGGUAAACGGAGUGUUUGUUACCACAAUGGAGGCUGCACAGAAAGAGCAACUGAUCUUCAUGACACAGAAGUCUUUAAGGCUGAACCGAAAGAAACGUUUUUCAGAAUCACGGUGCCUGCAGCUCCUUGCUGAAGUCCUAACUGUAGAUCUGGGGUUAAAGCCUGCUUUCUUGUUUGAUUAUUGUUCAUCAAACGCAGAACAGAUCCAGAAAUUUGUUCAGGAGCUAUGGAAAAUGGGAUUUCUCUCUGAAAAUUUGCACAUCCUCAGCAUACAAGACAAUAUCUUAAUAAUAAAUUUAAACAGAACCAUCAGACACUUGGAAAGAGCACUGCAAGAAAAUGGUGUUCAAGUCAUUGAUGUUUCUGUGUAUAGAGAUGACCCACAACUAGCUGAGCUGUGGGUGACAAAUCAAGUCAAGGCCCAUUUGGACAUUAUUUGGAAGCACUUAAAAUCCCAGGUAAUUCAGACCGGGAAGAGCAAAUCAGGUUUUGUUACUGCCAGUGAGAUUUUUUCUUCAGAGUGGAACCUCUGUACAGUGUUUGGGUUUCUCCUUGGGUUCCCUGUUUCAUACUGGUUUGAUUUUAGCAAGAGCUUUGAGAAUUGUUUAAGCAUGACUGAGCUUCGGGCUUUCUCUUUCUCAGCUUUUUGUCCCAGAAUUACUAAAAACCUCAAGUAUCAAAUGUACUCAUUCAGUGUCCCAGAAAUCCUUUUCUUGGACUUGCAGAGCACCAUAGAGACUUGGCAGAGGGAUCUGCAGUCGGACUUUAACCUGCAGUCAACAUUCUCUGAUCUCUGCAUUUCCACAGAGGCAGUCUGUCUGCCUGGGAUUACGUUAUAAAUAGUCUGCACAUCAACACUUGCCUUUAACACAAUAAAAACUGCAUCGCAGAGCACAAAGAAAAUGACACGUAAUGAGAUAUUAAGGUUAAUGGUCAUAGAAGGAAAGAGAGAUGGACAGGCUUGGGAAGUGAAUUCCUGAGUUUAGGAUCUUGGCAACUAGAGAGAAGGCUGCCAAUGACAGAGCAAUUUAGGCAUAUUCAAGAGGUUGAAAUUGGAAGAAUGUCAAGGCGUUUAUUGCCCAUCGUGAGUUCCCUGAUCGGAGAGGCAGUGGGUCUCGUUGGACCCCAGUAUUUCCUUUCUUUCCAUUUCCAGCGGUCUCCUGGAAGAACACCAGCUGAAUCCAUUCACUAUUUCCAGCGGAUUCAUGGAAAGAUGCAAAGCCUCUUCAGCUCUUCUCUGCAGUCAUGUAGGCUGGUGUUUUCACUGCAGUGUGAUAUUUACAAUGUAAUCUCUAAGUUAAACAUUAUUUACAAUAAAAGGAACCUAUUCCAGGUUAUCACAGCACCCAUUGUGCUGGCAAACAAUAAUUUUGUGGUUGUUUAGGUGGUAACUGCCUAUUAAGAAAGUAAAGGUAGCAGAGUAGAUACUGCCAAAGUUGCAAAGAUUUAAUGUAAAGCAAGUUAAAACAGUGGUGAUGACAAUAACUCCUGUGUGCCGCUUUUCUUACAUACUGACGUAACACAGUGGCACACCUAGGAGAGCUGCUGCCUCACAGCUCCAGUUACCCAGGUUCUCUGUGUGGAGUUUGCAUGCCCUGUCUGAGACUUCAUGGGUGUUCUGGUUUCUCACAUGUCUCAAAGAUGUGCAAGUUGAUUGGUUAAUUUGUCAGGUAAAUUAUCCCUGGUGUGUGGGUGAAUGGUAAAGUUUGCAGGGAGUUGGGAAUGUGGGGAGAAUAGAAUGGGAUUAGUGUAGGUGUGUGUUGGUCAGUGUGGACCUCAUUGCUGUAUGAUUAUGACUUUGAUUUGAGUAGGACACCACAGUCAGCUGUGACUUCCACAUAAU
Pristis pectinata (smalltooth sawfish) is the source of this 1851-nucleotide messenger RNA. It is a transcript of the gene c20h1orf74, whose product is annotated as chromosome 20 C1orf74 homolog. The record is from RefSeq and is a predicted model, not a curated record. The transcript is spliced from 2 exons. Bases 35 to 847 code for a protein of 270 amino acids. Lineage: Eukaryota; Metazoa; Chordata; Chondrichthyes; Rhinopristiformes; Pristidae.